Messenger RNA from Loxodonta africana (African savanna elephant), 1101 nucleotides. RefSeq names its product apolipoprotein L5 (gene APOL5). Gene Ontology annotation, cellular component: extracellular region; membrane. The record is from RefSeq and is a predicted model, not a curated record. NCBI's taxonomy places the organism in Eukaryota, Metazoa, Chordata, Mammalia, Proboscidea, Elephantidae. Gene Ontology annotation, molecular function: lipid binding. Gene Ontology annotation, biological process: lipoprotein metabolic process; lipid transport.
AUGGCAACGCUUCGUCUCAUGUACUUUGGACAUGACAUCAGGAAGGAAGAGUCCCUGGAGAAGGACAUCGUGCUUGUCUCACUGGUGAACCUGCCCCAGAGGUGGAAAACUAACUGCUUGAUACCGACUGUCCACAGGGUGGUGGCUGAUGUGCUGUACAACGUCUUACCUGUAGAGCUGAUGCCACGAGAGGGAGCAUCUGUGCCAGAUGCAAAUCUGAGCGAGAAGGAGAAAAUAUGCCUCUUAACUCCACCUUUGUUGAAGUUUAAGCUAGAAAAGGACAUCAAUAGACUUCACGCCAUUGCAGACCAAGUUGGCACAACCCACCAGAUGUUCACCAAGACCAGCCUGGUGGCUAGCUCCAUGGGAGCUGUCCCUGGAGUCAUGAGCAUUCUGGGUUUGGUCCUAGCACCUGUGACAGCAGAAGGGUGUCUGAUGGUCUCGGCAGCUGGGUUGGGGCUGGGGCAGUAGUGACUGUCACCAGCGUUGAGGAGUGUCUUAGAAAAUAGAAGCAAUUCAGCGGCAAGAGAAGGAGCCAGCAGACUGAUGCUUAUCGCAAUGACAUCAGGGUGUGAGGCUUUUGGGGGACUAGAUUUGCCUAAAGUCAAAGCUGCUGGGUUGUGUGUUGUUGCUAACUGUGCAAGAGUUAUCAAGAGCAUCAAGGAACUGUGCGCCUGUCGUAUGUUCAAAGCCAACUCUGGCUUCAGGGCUGCCGUCAAGAAUUUUUUAGCCAUGGGCCAAAUCCCCUUUUGGAGGGGCAGAGAGGCCCAGAAAGCCUUUGAUAGCACAGCCCUGGCCAUGACCAAGGAUGCCUGGGUGAUGGGUGCUGCUGGGGCUGGCCUUUCCCUUACGCAAGGUAUGAACAGCCUCCUGCAGAGCUGGAAGCGCCUGGAGGAGGGGGCAAAGGCCCGGAUGGCCGAGGAACUGAGGGCAUAUGAAGCGGCAAAGGAGCUGGAGCAGCAGCUGAGCCGGUACACCCAGGGCCAUGAGCAGCUGCUGCAGAAGGGUGCCGGGCCUGUUCCAGGGUUUCCAGGCAAGGCCAUGCAAGGAACCCACUUAGGAAGGGGUGAAGAAUGCAGAUGGAACCUGGCUCAGUGGUAG